AAUAUACUUCUCUUUAGAGCUAUAAAAGCCCCCUUAAAUAGCAUCAGUCAACUUAAAAUAAUAUCUCCUCUUAUAAUAAUUACUUUACAUACCGAACUUACAGUCACCUCUUAUAUAAAUAUCCAUAAAAUAGUCACCUUCCUUUAUAAGGAGUUUAAUAUUAUUAUAUCCAAGUCUGCUAUUAGCCGAGCCCUAAAAGAGAUAAGAUAG
Messenger RNA from Ilyonectria robusta, 210 nucleotides. RefSeq lists its product as uncharacterized. The annotation marks the transcript as partial. The record is from RefSeq and is a predicted model, not a curated record. The transcript has a single exon. NCBI's taxonomy places the organism in Eukaryota, Fungi, Ascomycota, Sordariomycetes, Hypocreales, Nectriaceae.